Messenger RNA from Morone saxatilis (striped sea-bass), 3021 nucleotides. It is a transcript of the gene otoa, whose product is annotated as otoancorin. Gene Ontology annotation, cellular component: cell surface. The record is from RefSeq and is a predicted model, not a curated record. Gene Ontology annotation, biological process: cell-matrix adhesion. Lineage: Eukaryota; Metazoa; Chordata; Actinopteri; Moronidae. The coding region runs from base 1 to 3021 and encodes 1006 amino acids. The transcript has 23 exons.
AUGGCGUUGCUGAAAACUGUCUUCAAUAACAGUGACAUGCCUAUGGAGAACAGAAACACUGGCCAAACCGACACCUUCCUAUCUACCUUCAAGAGCAUCCUGGAUUCAGUCUCUCUCGUCAAAGGCUCACUUAGCCAAGCCCCUUUGGAUGACUCAGAUAAAAUGACAAACAUGAUGAAGAACUGCAGCUAUCUUGCAACCAUGAUCAAGAUGAUGAGGAACUCCUCUGACACAUCUGCGUGUUACAUGCAUGCAUUUAUGGCCCCUCUGUCCUGGGUGACUUUGACCACACAGAGUGAAAACAACAUGGAGUCGGAUGACUAUGACACACUGCUGUCGGCUGCAAAACCUGCACUGCAGGACAUGCCUCCUUCAAGAAUGAAACUUCCAGUCCAAGCCAAGCCCCAAAAUGUGAAAAAGAUGAUGAAGAUGCUGCAGGAAGUGUAUGAUCCUAUGUCUGAAGACCAAAACACUCAGGUGGUAAAAUGGGCAAAACAGCAGAUCACCCAGAACUACUUCAACUGUACAGUGACGCCAUCACCUGACUCAAGAUUAAAGCUGAUGGAGACGUGCAAAUCUUCAGUGAAAUGGCUGAGCACGGAGGCAUUGACCAUGUUGGGACCGUACCUCUCCGGUUUAGCACCAAACGAUGUAGAUUCUUCUCCCAAAGAAAAGCUGUGUGAAUUCUUCCGUUCGGCCCAGUUCAAAUCCGCCUUAAAAAUGGCCGCCGCCAUGAACCCCAGCCUGGCCGAGAAGUUUCUCCAAAAAUUUCAAGAGUGCUUCAGUGCGGGGGCGUUUGCACAAUAUUUGGACAAGCUCGGCCCACUGGCCUGUUAUUAUUACACAGUGCCAGACCUGUCAUCUGACCUCAGCAAGCAACUCCUCUCUGAACUCAAUAACUGCAACAACCCCGGAAUCGAAACGCUGAAGAAGCGCCUUGUCAAGUCUGUGAUUUCAAAGUCCAGCACUACUAAAGCACUACUUGAACUGGGCAGCAGUGUUAACCUGUUGUCUCCCAAACAACUGUCCGAAGUCUCUGGCAACGAUCUCAAAGAGAUUCUAAAAAAUCUGGGACCGACUGUCCAAUGGACACGGGGCCAGCUGCGCGCCCUGGUCAAGAAACAGCUGGGUGAUAUAAAGUGUAAAAAUGUGUCGGGUCAGGAGCUGAAGGCCCUUCAAACAGUUGCAGAAGGUUUGCCAAGGUGUUUGCUCAAGAAUGUCAAAGCCCGGGAGAUCCUGAAUGACACAGAGGCCCUGAGGAACAUCUCCAGGUCGAUGAAGAAGGGGCAGCUGAAGGCCAUGCUGCAGGGGCUCCGUAAGGGUGUGGAUCCCUCAGAGCUUGUGCAAAAGUUGGAUGGCGCUUUGCUUCACUGCGUUUCUCUGAGCAACCUAGCCAAAGCAAACAUCAACUCUUUGGACCAAGUGGAGAAUAAAAUGUGGAGUCUGCCACAGGCAGCCUACCUGGCAAAAAAGAUGGACGAUCUAAAGCAGCUUCAAUAUAGGCCUUCGAAGGUGAAGGAUUUGCCUGACUCUGUGUGUCCCGUCUUCCUCAACAAGAUGGAAGUGGCCAACCUGACCUCAUUGCCUCGUCGUGCCCCGUCCCGCCUCGCUCUUGCCCAGAGAGCUCUGCUUUGCCUGGUCAAUGGGAAUGGCUUAUCCGGACUGACCACUGAGAAUGUGUCCAGGCUUGGACCACUCUUGUGUGAGCUUCAGCCUUCCCAACUGCGCCUCAUGGCCCCCAAUGUCCUCAACUCCAGCCUCCAAGCCAUGGCUUCCUGCCAGCACAUUCCCCAACACCACAGGGCAGAUCUAAUUCAGCUGGUCAACCAGACUUUUGGGGAUGCAUCUGAUUGGUCAGCAGAGACUAUGGAAGAACUGGGUCCGCUCCUCCUUUUGGAUGAUAAUUCCACAUCUGCUCUUCCCAAAAAGCCUUGGAUGAAAGACGUUCUCUAUUUCCUGAAGUCACGCCUGACCCAGACUUCUGAUGCACUGGAAAAGAAAAUCUUCGAUCUCACCACCGCCGUCACCACUACCGCAUCAAAUGCAGCGCGUAAAAAGAGAGCAGCCAGCACUGACAGUGCUAAGGUACCUACUGUGGAGCUGAUUGAAGAACUGGGAAUGGACAACAUCUACUGGACAGCUGCACAGCUGGAUCAGAUGUCAACCGAGACCUUCCUCGCUACUGUAGAAACACUUGCUAAAAUCCCUGACUACAGUGCAGACCAACUGGCCGUGCUCAGUAAAAAAGCAACUAAGGCCUUUGGCCCAGUGUCAGCAAUGAAUGAGACUGUGGUGACACAGAUCGGCUGUAUAAGUCAGGGCUUCUCCAACGCAGACCUGGAGAAGCUCCCCUUCUCACUGGACACUCUGGAGGAAAUUGCCCACUGUGGUUGGAAUGAGUCACAGAUGGAGCCAGUGUGGAAGGGUGUUGCUAAAUAUAACAACCUGACAGCGCAGCAGCUGGGAGCUACAGAGAUGGUCUCACUGAGCCAGUUCAUCUGCGGUCUAAACUCCACAGAGAUCGGACAACUCAACAUGGACGCCUUCAGGGAUGCUGUGGGCUCAAUGGAUGGUGUUCAGUGCUCCUUCAAUGUUACACGACAGUUGACAAAUCUCGCUGUGUCCGCAUUUGGACAUCCCAGCACCUGGACUGAAGCACAAGUGGCUGACCUGGGAAACAUCAUUGCUGGGUUGGAUGCAAGUGAGCUGGCUUCAUUAGACGCGUCUGUCUUCUCAUUUAUCAGCGAGUCGUGCAUCCCACUCAUACCUCCAACAAACUUUGCUGCUCUCUCUGCUGCUCAGCUGGAGGCUCUUGGACCUGACAGCGCUGCCAUGGUAACCAGUGAACAGCUAGGUGCCCUGGGUCCUGAUCAACUGGCUGCUCUUGAAAGCACCACAACCGGGACUCGUGACCAAACACAAAACUCUGGCCUGUCAGGAGCUCCAUCACUGACUGUCGAGGGGAUGUCAGCUUACAUGAAGCCUCUCCUGUUUCUCCUCACGGGGUUCCUGCUGCUGUGA